GUGUCUUUAAAAGAGGGUUAUCUGGAUUCAGGAGGGUUACAGCACCUCUGAAACUGCAGCCUCUUUCUCACCUGAAAGAAUAAUCCUAGCAAGCUCGCAGAAUGUGUGACGCGUUUGUAGGUACCUGGAAACUCGCCUCCAGUGAAAACUUCGAUGAUUACAUGAAAGAAGUGGGAGUGGGCUUUGCCACCAGGAAAGUGGCUGGCAUGGCCAAACCCAGCCUGAUCAUCAGUAUAAAUGGAGAUGUGCUCACUAUUAGAUCAGAAAGUACCUUUAAAAAUACUGAGAUUUCCUUUAAACUGGGCCAGGAAUUCGAUGAAGUCACCGCAGAUGACAGGAAAGUCAAGAGCAUCAUAACCUUAGAUGGGGGUGCCCUGGUACAGGUGCAGAAAUGGGAUGGAAAAACAACCACAAUAACAAGAAAAAUUGAGGGUGACAAGUUGGUGCUGGUAUGUGUCAUGAAUGGUGUCACUGCUACCAGGGUUUAUGAGAAAGCAUAAGCCAAAGGACACAAACCUGGACUGAAGUUUGCAACAAACUCUACAACAUUUUUUGGAUGUAUUGUUCAAAACGAUAAUUAUUGUUUUCCCCCUAAGUAGCAGGCAAUUUUCCCCCAACUUGGAUUGUAUUGAAUAUGAUCGUGUUGGUUAAAUAAAACUUUUUAGAUUUAGAA
Cavia porcellus (domestic guinea pig) is the source of this 673-nucleotide messenger RNA. RefSeq names its product fatty acid-binding protein, adipocyte. The transcript is spliced from 4 exons. The record is from RefSeq and is a predicted model, not a curated record. Gene Ontology annotation, molecular function: fatty acid binding. NCBI's taxonomy places the organism in Eukaryota, Metazoa, Chordata, Mammalia, Rodentia, Caviidae. The coding region runs from base 102 to 500 and encodes 132 amino acids. Gene Ontology annotation, cellular component: cytosol; nucleus. Gene Ontology annotation, biological process: fatty acid transport.